GCUAGAGCAGUUGUGUGAGCUGAUUAAAUAGCGUAUUUGAGGUUUUCGCUUCUGUGUCUGGUGCUGCUGUCUAAAGUCCACGGAUUUAAGAAGGAAAGCUGGAUGUUAGGAGGGGACGCAGGGGAAGCUAGAACCUGGGAGGAGGGACUGGAGCUCUGGAGGAUGGUCGAAUCUCAAGCCAGGAGGAGGUGAGCAGGAGCUGGAGAAGCUGUGAGCACACUGCCGUCACCCACCCCCUGCAGGGCAGCAGAUGAGACUCGGAGUGCCGAGCUUGUGGUGGCGUCUGGCACUUGACACAGACAUACUGAGGGCAGAGAGCAAGCUACUGCUGCACUUCCGCCUUCAAAAUCUCACGCAAUUGCCUCUUGUGGGGAACACUAACCCGGAGCGGUGCAAGGAAAAGUCUUUUCAGCUUCGCGAAGUUGACACAAUAUAAACCCACUGUGCAUCGAUUAACCCUCGGCCAGGAAACAUCUUUGUGGUGAGCUUAGCGGUGGCAGACCUGGUGGUGGCCAUUUAUCCGUACCCGUUGGUGCUGAUGUCGAUAUUUAACAACGGGUGGAACCUGGGCUAUCUGCACUGCCAAGUCAGUGGGUUCCUGAUGGGCCUGAGCGUCAUCGGCUCCAUAUUCAACAUCACCGGCAUCGCCAUCAACCGCUACUGCUACAUCUGCCACAGUCUCAAGUACGACAAACUGUACAGCAGCAAGAACUCCCUCUGCUACGUGCUCCUCAUAUGGCUCCUGACGCUGGCGGCCGUCCUGCCCAACCUCCGUGCAGGGACUCUCCAGUACGACCCGAGGAUCUACUCGUGCACCUUCGCCCAGUCCGUCAGCUCCGCCUACACCAUCGCCGUGGUGGUUUUCCACUUCCUCGUCCCCAUGAUCAUAGUCAUCUUCUGUUACCUGAGAAUAUGGAUCCUGGUUCUCCAGGUCAGACAGAGGGUGAAACCUGACCGCAAACCCAAACUGAAACCACAGGACUUCAGGAAUUUUGUCACCAUGUUUGUGGUUUUUGUCCUUUUUGCCAUUUGCUGGGCUCCUCUGAACUUCAUUGGCCUGGCCGUGGCCUCUGACCCCGCCAGCAUGGUGCCUAGGAUCCCAGAGUGGCUGUUUGUGGCCAGUUACUACAUGGCGUAUUUCAACAGCUGCCUCAAUGCCAUUAUAUACGGGCUACUGAACCAAAAUUUCAGGAAGGAAUACAGGAGAAUUAUAGUCUCGCUCUGUACAGCCAGGGUGUUCUUUGUGGACAGCUCUAACGACGUGGCCGAUAGGGUUAAAUGGAAACCGUCUCCACUGAUGACCAACAAUAAUGUAGUAAAGGUGGACUCCGUUUAAAAAAGCACCACGUUCCGGGUGAGAUGGACACGCU
Homo sapiens (human) is the source of this 1370-nucleotide messenger RNA. RefSeq names its product melatonin receptor 1A (gene MTNR1A). The transcript has 2 exons. Lineage: Eukaryota; Metazoa; Chordata; Mammalia; Primates; Hominidae. The record is from RefSeq and is a predicted model, not a curated record. Gene Ontology annotation, molecular function: melatonin receptor activity; G protein-coupled receptor activity. Bases 539 to 1336 code for a protein of 265 amino acids. Gene Ontology annotation, cellular component: plasma membrane; membrane. Gene Ontology annotation, biological process: G protein-coupled receptor signaling pathway, coupled to cyclic nucleotide second messenger; G protein-coupled receptor signaling pathway.